CCCGCGGCGGGCGCCAGGGCGGGGCGCUGGCUGGCAUUCCGGGAGUGCCGGCUGGGCAACCAGGUUCUCUGUCCUGCCGGCUGACUUCGGCGCCCUGGCUUUGCGCGCCUCGGAGCAGCGCCCCGCGGGCCACCAUGCUCAGCGUCGUGCACUUCCUCCGGAGCUUCUUCAAGACUCCAGAGCCAGGUUCACACCUGCCAGGUAAAGACAAGAUUGAAGACAAGCAGCUCCCCACUUCUCCUACAGAACCAAAGGAAUGGGGACGGAGCCAGAAAACAGACCACAAUGAUUUUGAGACACUGUUCCACCAUAGCAAAAGUUAUUCAGACACAAAAAACGACCCCUUUGAAAGUGCUUCUGACACAGAGUCCCUGCCUGGUGACCUCACAGGGGGACUCUGCCUUUCUCUAAGUGGUACCUCUGUGGACAGAGAAGGACACUGGGGAUGCCCUGACAUUCCAGCAACCACAACUCCUCACAAGCAGCAUUCAACUGGUGUCCCUAGGCUUGACCCAAGGGAGAACCUAGAGUUGUCCCUUGACCCCAAGGAAGAGUCUUACAAAAGUGGGUUUCAAGCCUUUGCUGAAGUUGCUGGAGAAGAGAAGACAGAACACCUCCAGGACAAUGGCAUGGCCAGCCUACAGCUAGAGUCUUUGCUGGCAGGGUCUCCUCAUCACACAAAGUGCUGCUCACAGGAUACCACGGGCAGCUACAGUCUCCAGCCCGCAAAAGUGGUGACUGCACAAGACCUCAGGGGAUUCUCUGUUUUUUCUCUUCAGAAAUCCAGGUCUGAGAGUUGUCUGGGCAUCCCAGUAGUCUGGCCCUUCCUUCUCUGGUGCUGUGAACUGGGCCAGAGCUGGCCACAUAUCCAUAACAGGGCCAGGGGUUCAGGGCUGCCUUACAGAGGUCCACUGUACACCACCACCCCUUUGAGAGCCAGGACAAAGAAGGGAAGUAUUCUAGGCCCCAAAGACAACAUGGACUUUCUCUGUGCCGAGCCUUGCUCUGAUGUCCCUUGCCACAUUCCUUUGGGGACCUCUUACCUUGCAUAUGGCAAGCUUCACCAUAGUGCCCCAGAAAAUAUUAAUGACAAGGACAGGACAUCCCCAGAGCACUGCUGUCAGCACAUGAGAACACUGACAAGGGCCCAUUCCAUAGCAGUGUUUCCCUUAAGAUAUCCUGAGAAUCCUCCAGAACAGAAUUUUGUGAAAUUUGGGACUCAUUUGAAGGAAGGGAUGGGAGCAGAACAAGAUCCAAGAGCACAAAACCCUCUUCACCCUGUUCCCACCCAGAUGUCUCCUUUGCCUUCUGUUUUCCAAAGAAGGGCCCCUUACUUGCAGGUCCAGGAUAAACUCAGGGCUCCUAGUUGGAAAAGGGCCUUUCAGAACACACCCUCUGAAUUUCUCUGGCUGGAAAACCAGUUGGGACAGGAUUCUAGAUCCUGCCCAGUUUCUUUAUGCCUUACUGCUGAGUCUGUGAGCCUUAACACAGAGGAAGUGCCAGUGCCCACACAGUACAAGUCAGAACACAGCCCAGAAAGCCUACAAGAGGAACCCCAAAGCACUGGCCCUUCACCAAACAAUGCUGAUGUGAGUGACAGGCAAAACUACCUUCAGGACAUUUCUGUUGAGGCAGGAAACCAAACCAGUAAUUACAGAUCAAAGUACAUUCUCAGUGCAAAAAGAAAGCCACCUGUUAGGGCCAAGUUUCCACAUCAUUCUAGCAAUAGUGGGUCACAGGUGAGGAACAGACACUGGAUGCGUUGCUGUGAAGGGAGUGAUUAUUUAGUCACUCCAGAGACUACCCUGAAAACAAGUGCAACAGAUACUUCAAAGGAAGUGGAAGACCUGAUGGUUCUAGACCCCAACUUCACUGAAAAUGCCUUGAAGGAAUUUUUGGAAACCACAACAGCCACUGUGUCUCAUUGCAGUGGCGGGGAUGAGUGUGACCAGGGACUGGAGGGUGGUACCCAGGACUCUAAUGAGGGCCUGAAGCUAGAGCCCAAAGUACACACCUCUAGGGGCAGGUACACACUCAUCAUUAUAGCUGUUGAGCAGAAAGGUCUGCAGGCCACCGGGAGGAAAGCAGGUCCUCUUCCAGAAACACAGUCCGGAUUUCUGGAGCAAAGACCACCAUCUCCCUGCAGUGCUGGAGCAACCCCCUGUGAAUCUCCCAGGGCUAGGAAACCACAAACUUGUGGCUGUGAGUAUGAGCUGCCUGAUGCCAGUGGACUGGGAGGUGAUGAUGGAACUCUUUGUCAGGGGGCCAAAGCCGCAGAAUUUGAGGUAGUUCUGCUCCCCCAAACUGCCUCCCAAAAGAGGCCCCUGGGCAAAAAGACUUGUUCCCAGGAGCCCGCCCAGGGCAAGAGGAGCACAGGGGAUGUUGCAGAAAAAAACCUGCCUAGGGCAGACAGAAAGCAUGCUGCUAGGUUGCUGGGCCCUGGUCCUAAAGACAUACCCAAAGCCUGGAUCCUUCACCCCAUGGGCAGUCAAAGAGUACAGAGCCCCGAGGCCAGAACUGGGGGUGGGGAAGUGGAUGGGGUGGAGAAGGACUCUGGCAUCCCUGCCUCUGCCAGCGCCCAAGCUAUUCCACAGCCCGGCCCACCCCAUCAUUCCUGCAAGGCUUCGCAGGAACCCGGGAAGCGCCUGACGUUUCCCAAGGUGACCUCCGUCAGGAAAAGCAGGUCCUUGGUUGCCAAGACCCCAGGAGGGGAUGCCAGCGCUCAGGGACCCUGGCAUCUUCAGCCUGCCAGGCCUGCCACAGCCAGCAUAUCUGCCUGGACCGUGGGUCCUUCAGGCCUGGAGGAACUGCGUGGGGAUGGUGCAGGAUCUGCGGCCUGUUGGCAGAAUGCCGUUGGUGAGGAUGAGCCUCCUAUACACCAAGUGGGCAUGAGAACCUCUAGGAAGGUCAUCCCCCAGGGCGCAGGGGGCAGAGCUGCAGGUCUGAGAGAAGUGGACAAUGUGGAGACACCAGGGGACCUCAGAAGCAGAACCCUAUCCUCUGAAAGCUGUGAUGCUAAGAAACUCAAAACUCCAGAGAAAAGGCUCAGGACAAGGUUGGCCUUAGCUCAUAAGACCUUUGCAAAUUUUUUUGACUCAAAAGUUUUAGAAAAAGAGAACACUGAUGAAUGCUCUCCAGGUUCUUUCAAGGGCCAGAAGGAGAAGAGCAGACCACGGCAGAGUUCCUGGCGUGCAUUUCUGAAAAGCAAAGAUGCAGAAGGCCCCAAAAGGCCCACCUUAGUAAGUCUGGUUCCAAGACAGAAAAUCUUGAAUCCCCUCAGACCUUCUCCACCAAGGAACAACAGUCACUGUGAGGAGCAGGUAGAAGACAAGGAAAACUGUGUUUUUGGAGCCUGGUCCCCUCCACAUUCUCCCACACCAGUGUCACCCAGCAAUUUGGUUUCUCCAGAUAACAGGAGAAAAAGUGAGCCAACCAUCAAAUGCACCAGCCCCCAGGAAAGUAGUAGGUACCUAAGUUCAGGUAUCUUUCCUGAAAAGUCCUGGUUGAUGUCACCCACCAGCCCUCAUGCCCAGCAGGCUGGGAUCAGCUGCACUCUUCCUUCCAGUUCUGCCUGUUGCCUGGCAUAUGGAAGGCAAGGCAUGCCUUGCAAACCCAUGAGUCCCAAGCCCCGGAGCCCUAGGCCUGGUGUUCAUUGGGAAGAUUUCCACUACACUGGCAGGAGCAGUGCCAUCUCCAUGGUUUCUCUUGGAAGCUACAUUGAUGUGAAUAACAGUCCAGAGGCUUCUGAAAGGCCCAAGAACCCCAAGGCCCCGGCAAGCCUCCUACUUUCUCUGCAGACACGAAGCCAGGAUGACCAGAAGGAAGAGAGUGGGAAAAGAGGCUGGCAUCACCAUGGUCUGAGGCACCCUCACUCAGGAACCUUCCUCGAAGUGAGUAUUGGAGGAAGAUGACCAUUACCUCUCCAGAGUCUUUGAGUCUUGCUAGAAGAAUACAUCCAUUCUCCCAGAGUGUCCCAACAGGAUUGAACUGCAUGGGUUGGCCAGAGUACAUACCUGACACUGAGCCAGCAGAGCCAGAUACAACUCUUCCAGUCACCAGCACAGCAGAUGCACAUCACAUCGCAUGAAGCCCUCUGCACCUCCAGAGCCCUGGUAGUUGGGGACAGAGUGAAAAACACAGCUUCUUUAGGGAAGUGAGUUCUCCAGCCAAGAGAUAGUAAUAGAGAAAGCCCUAUGUUCUUGACUUUAGCCAUGGGAGUAGAAUCUCCAACUCUUGAGCUAGGAAGAAGGGUAGAUGGAGUGGUUUUUAGUUCAAAUCAAAAUGCUCGCAAAACGCACAGACUCUAACCCCUCUUAGUAACCAUCCUUAAUUUUCUUGAACAGAUGUUUCCUUAUUUGUGAUGCUCUUUCUCUUGGUAGCUGUGGGCAUAACAAAGAUUAAAAUUGUCCUGUGUUUCUUGUUUCAAAGUACAUAUGUAUGUAUGUGGAGUCUUAAAUGUUUUAUUAGUCUGCAGCUAAUUAGUUUAUUGUAAUAUUGUAUGUACAGUGAGAUCAAUGUCUUGUGUUUUCAUCCUUUGUGAAUUAAAAAUUCUCACUUGUUUUUUCUUUUGUAAUAACAAAA
Mustela lutreola (European mink) is the source of this 4581-nucleotide messenger RNA. RefSeq lists its product as uncharacterized. The record is from RefSeq and is a predicted model, not a curated record. Lineage: Eukaryota; Metazoa; Chordata; Mammalia; Carnivora; Mustelidae.